AUGAGACGAACUACAGCCGCCGCAACUCUGUUCCCGUUGUUCGUUGCCGUCGUGGUGGCACGAAAUUCGUCUCCGGUUUGGGAUAUCACGACCAGUUGUGCGAUCCCCAACGAAGCUAGCCGCGGUACCUGUGUAAGUCCAGAGCACUGUUCCGCCUAUCAACGUAUCAACGAUGUUGGCAGUCUCAGCUCCAUUGGCAGAUUGAGCUUUCUGCGUCGGUUGCAAUGCACCGGAAUGGACGAAGGCAACAUUUGUUGUCCACGAAGUGGGAACGAUUACAGACAACCCUCAAUGAACGAAAGCCUUCCGAAAAGGGAGCGGGAGAAACCAAUAACCGUGGGUAGUCGGAUGGGUGGUGGAAGUAACGAUGACGCGCCUUGUGGGCACCAGAGUUUCGGCCAGAAGCUGCUGGGCGGUCAGAUUACCGACAUCGAUGAGUUUCCGUGGAUGGCAAUGCUGUUGUAUGAUUCGAUGGGGGAAGGCACAAGUGCGCUAUCCCCGGGCUGCGGAGGGGCGCUAAUCAGUAAAUCGUUUGUGGUUACAGCGGCACACUGUCUGGUCGGAAAAGUGAUUCAGAAAAAGGGUCCACUAAAGUUUGUCCGUUUAGGAGAGUACGAUUUAAAUAGGGAUCCGGAUUGUUUGUUGGAUGACAAAUUUGAGGACUGCACCGAUGGAAAAGUAGACAUAAAACCUAAACGUACUCUGCCGCAUUCACAGUACGCAGCCAACAGUCCAAGCCAGCAUCAUGACAUCGGUCUUAUUCAGCUUGAGAGGCCGGUAGCGUUUACAGCCUUUAUACAGCACAUCUGUCUGCCAGAGCCAACAGCAACUACAGGAAUGGCUGUCGGUGCAAAAUUGAAUGUUUGUGGUUGGGGACGGACCGACUUUUUCCGUAGCGACCUGGGAGGACACGCCGUCAGUCCGGUGAAGUUAAAGGUUGUACUGCCGGUCGUCGACCACCAGAGCUGCCGGGAGAUUUAUCGACCGCAUAAGUUGGAACUCGGCAGCGGUCAAAUGUGUGCCGGUGGGCACAAGGCUAAGGAUUCCUGUGCUGGAGACAGUGGAUCACCGCUAAUGUUUUUCGAUAGCAAGAAAGGAACGUGGAUUUUGACCGGACUGGUUAGUUUGGGAGUGCAAAAGUGCGGCACUGAGGGUAGACCUGGAAUCUACACCAAUGUAAGGGAGUAUUUGGGAUGGAUUCAGAAAAAUUCUGUUUAGUACAAAACAAGUUUAAUAAAAUGAUGCAAUUAGGUUGGAAAAACUAAUCUAGUUUGUGUGUCUUUUGAUCCAUGGGAGAUAUUCCCUAACGUUGGUGUAGAUCCCGGGUCGGUCGGCUGUGCCACACUCCAUGGCUCCACGGCUUACGAUUCCCGCCAGA
Messenger RNA from Sabethes cyaneus, 1378 nucleotides. Its product is annotated as CLIP domain-containing serine protease B8-like. Bases 1 to 1218 code for a protein of 405 amino acids. The transcript is spliced from 3 exons. Gene Ontology annotation, molecular function: serine-type endopeptidase activity. Gene Ontology annotation, biological process: proteolysis. NCBI's taxonomy places the organism in Eukaryota, Metazoa, Arthropoda, Insecta, Diptera, Culicidae. The record is from RefSeq and is a predicted model, not a curated record.